Molecule: messenger RNA, 3176 nt
Organism: Conger conger (European conger)
Lineage: Eukaryota; Metazoa; Chordata; Actinopteri; Anguilliformes; Congridae
Gene: pitpnb
Product: phosphatidylinositol transfer protein, beta
Biological process (GO): phospholipid transport
Cellular component (GO): cytoplasm
Molecular function (GO): phosphatidylinositol transfer activity; phosphatidylinositol binding; phosphatidylcholine binding
Source: RefSeq, a predicted model, not a curated record
GGUGAAGAGAAGAUGGUGCUUAUCAAGGAAUACCGCGUGGUCCUGCCCUGCUCCGUGGAGGAGUACCAAGUAGGGCAGCUGUUCUCCGUGGCUGAGGCCAGCAAGAAUGAGACGGGCGGGGGAGAGGGCAUCGAGGUGCUGAAGAACGAGCCCUACGAGGAGGGGGGGGAGAAGGGCCAAUACACGCAUAAAAUCUACCAUCUAAAGAGUAAAGUUCCUGCGUUCGUGAAGAUGAUCGCACCAGAAGGAGCUCUGGUCUUCCAUGAAAAGGCCUGGAACGCCUACCCCUACUGUCGAACCAUUGUGACGAAUGAGUACAUGAAAGAUGACUUCUUCAUUAAGAUCGAGACGUGGCACAAACCUGACAUGGGAACACUCGAAAACGUUCACGAGCUGGAUGCGGCCACGUGGAAGAGCGUAAUGGUGGUGCCGAUCGACAUCGCCGAUAAAGAGCCGAUUGCUGCUAGCGACUACAAGGAGGAUGAGGACCCGGCGUUGUUCAAGUCGGUGAAGACCGGCAGGGGCCCCCUGGGGCCCAACUGGAAGGAAGAGCUGCAGAACACGCCCGAAUGCCCGCACAUGUGCGCCUACAAACUCGUCACCGUCAAGUUCAAGUGGUGGGGCCUGCAGAGCAAAAUAGAGAAUUUCAUCCAUCAGCAAGAGAAGAGAAUCUUCACCAACUUCCACCGGCAGCUGUUCUGCUGGAUCGACGGCUGGGUGGAGCUCACCAUGGAGGACAUCCGACGCAUGGAGGACGAGACGCAGAAGGAGUUGGAGGAGAUGCGUAAGAAGGGCACCGUGCGGGGCACGACGGCUGCUGAGGAGUAGCCCCGCCCACUGUAGCUCAGGGGCCCACAGACUUCGUAAAUCAGGUCAGGUUCGAGGCACCAGUGCUGCGAACGAGCAGUGAGGCAUAAAAAGCAGAGAGAUAGGAAAACGACCCCAAACCCUGACCCCACGGCAACGACGAAAAACCCAACCACAGCGACGGCAGAGACAGCGCAGAAAGAGCGGCCAUGUUUCUGGCUGCUUUCCCUUUCCUCACGGAGUCUGGGGGCUGUGUUUCAUCAACAGUACUGUACCCAACCUCAGCGGAAGGUCCCAUUGACACAAAAAUGCAUUGUAUAAAAAUAAAGUAUUUUUUAGAAUAUAUGCGCACUUGCUGCAGAUAGUGUAAAUAGCCUGUGCUACACCAGUUUCCUGCAACAGCGAAAAAACAUUUAGAAAAGAAACCCUUUUAGAAAAGCCUCACUCAUGGAUGUCAUAGAAAACCAUUUACCAAAACGAACCUUAAUUGGCACGAUAUCAUCUUGACAGGUAUUGGACCAAUUCCUUUCUCAGUUUUGUUUUCCAAUGAGUUCAUGUUAAUUGUUGAGUUUGUGUGUUCAUGGCUGUUCAAAUAUUUUAUUUUCUUUCUUUUUUUCGGUUUGUUUUCGUGUGGUUAUUGUCCCCGGACAGAAUGUGUCUGAAUGGUUUCCCAAACUGACAUUAGCCCUGCCCACGUCUCAUCCCAUGGUGACGCACAGGCAGGUAGAAUUGCUUGAAAGCCGUUUCAAACCGGAUUUUAUUUUAACUUAUAACUUCUGUUCCUUACUGCCGUCCUUCACUGUCUUACAUUAUAAGAUUUUGAUUAUUAUAUGUUAUAAUUAUACAACAGAGACCCCCCCCCCCCCUCCCAGAGAGGGCAGUCUGAAUGCUUUUCAGCGGAAGAGACUUGGGGGCGGUGGGCAUACUGCAAACUUGGGGUUCUGCAUGUUUACAGGUGAAGAUUUAACCCCCACGCCCAGCACCAUCACCCCUGUCUCUGCAGGACAUAACCACACACCCACCCCUCCUGUCCUCCACCCCACCCCCGCUUGUUGAAACUAGAACAAUCUGGGUCUGCUGACCCCCAAAUCCCCACCCCAGAUCGACUGGUGGGGCAUGGCCAUUUUAGCAUCUUUACAGUGUAUUUAUUAUCCUCAUUUUUCUGUGUAAGGAAAGCGCACUCUGCUGGGCCGCACUGUGGGACUGCCCAGCUGCGCUGCGGAAUACAUUUUUCUAAGCUAGCUCCUCUCUUCCUGGACUCCCGGAGGACGUUUUCCGCCUUCAGACUGACGAGGUGUCGUUUCGGGGAAUGCAGGGCGAUGCGGUUUGGAGUACACGCAUGUCUCCUCGGUUUUUUUUCCCCCCUUCUUUGGCUAGGCGUUGAUCGAUCAUGCAGUGGUCAGAGUGCACUUGUUAACUGUCGCGCGUUUGUGUUUUAUUUUUCCCCACCCCCCCGUUUCCUUUUUAAAGAUUUGUUCAGGCGUGUUGGCCGCGGACUGAGAAGGCGCACACACAAUGACUCGCUCUCGAGCCAGCGAGGAAGAGCGUCGCCCUCAGACCUGGGACAAAUACGCUAAUUGUUUUGGAUUCAAGCGCUUUUCUCUGCCUUUACUGAGCUUCUCUGGUGUAUUCGGAACCAAUGAAAUGCUCUUGAAAUGUUCGUCCGGUUCUUCUGGUUGGCUCAGUCGCACCAGGCAUGAUCAGCCGAGCACAGAAAAGUAUUUGAAUCCCGAACGAUGACGUGUUCGACGCAGGUCUGCUCGGUGUCCGAGGUGCUUUAACCACAGCCGCAGUCUGGAUUGUCAUGGUAGCGCACAAAACGGAGAAGAGAAAAAAAUAAAAAUGGUUAAACCUGGCUCUGAUUCGCUGGCUCUACAUUCUCAAAUCGAGUGUGGCGUUUUCUCUUGGUCGAAAUUUGUCGCUUAAAAAUAACAGUGCUGGCCAAUCUAAAAGAAAAUGUAUAUGUAGGCACGAUGCAGAAUUAAUCAAACUCACGCCAAAAGGGCUAUCUUGGUGGUUACUCCGCCCUCCACCACCACACCCUCCCUCGCAGAAUUGCUCUGUUUCACCAGCAGGGCGGCGACAACAGUAGAGAACAGUACUCUACAUGCACUUCAUCAGCCUCUGCUACGGUCUGAUACCAUCAACAGUGCAAAAGAGCGCGCUAUUCUGUUUGAAUUACUCCAAAUGUUUUUUUUUUUUCUUUUAAAAGUUUAAAUCUUGUCAUUUAUUUUCUAAAACUAGCUCGAUCAAUGAAUGAGGUCUGUUUGGUGUAAAAACCUCACGAGGUGCUACACAGGAAUGCUAUUUUAUCCUCACCGUAUAGUUAACUCUUUUACUUGCAACAGUUGGGUUUGGUGUAUAAGGGG